GGACUCAAAUAUUGGUUUGCGCAUUUGUCUUCCCAUAUUUCCCAAAAAUAAUUUUUGUCGCAAAACUUUCACGGAUGGACAUCUAAACCUCUAAUCUUCUUACAAACCUUUUUCAAAUCCUUACACUCAUUUCUCCAUGCGCUCUCUCCCAUCGACGUCAUAACCUUUUCCAACAUCCACCAAACAAUCUACCAUAUAGCCCAAAUACCCCAACAAAUGGCAAUGACCUAUUUCAAACGCUGGUCCACCCUCCCACCCUCCCCGACCCCCUCUCUCAAUGACUCCCUCUCAUCAUCCUCAUCCAGCACCAUCAGCACCCCACCCCGCAGCCCGACGCCCUCCUCCACCACGCGUCUCUUCUCCGCUCUAAAAUCCAGCACCACGUUCCCCCUUUCCAUCCGCAAAGUCUCAUCGCCAUGGCACUCCAGCACUACCGUGCAGCCACACAUACCCUAUCUGGAUAACGCCAGCCAUGUCGGCUCAACUACAUCCCUAUGUACCGCGGAUCCCACAGCCAUCGCAGGGUGUGCGAAACAAAAAAGCAAUGAGAAGAGGGUGCUGGCGUGGCGCAGGGAGACGAGGACGCUGCAGAUAGAGUAUGAGAGUUUGCCGUUGAGGAGGAGGAGGGAGGCGCUGGAGAGGGUUAAUGAGGGGAGGGUUAGGUUGGGGUUGCCGAGGAGGAGUUUAGGGGGGUUGGGAGAGUGAGAGUUGGGGUGGGGGAGGAAGAGGGAUAGAUGGAUGGAUGGAUGGAUGAAUGGGUGAAUGGGUGAAUGGGAGGACGGGCGCGGGUGGGAAAGGAAAAAAGCAAGGAGGGGAAUAAGAAAAAGCAAGGAUGUUGCGGAGGGGCGGGAGAUAUGGCGUGGUGGAGCUGAUUGAGUUGUUUUUUUAGCGUGCAUGGUGGGUUGGGGUUGAGGUUCAUUACAUUUGUCAUUGGGUAUGGGGUGGGUUUCGGUUGGCUGUUUCUACGUGUA
Bipolaris sorokiniana ND90Pr is the source of this 971-nucleotide messenger RNA. RefSeq lists its product as uncharacterized. The coding region runs from base 217 to 705 and encodes 162 amino acids. Lineage: Eukaryota; Fungi; Ascomycota; Dothideomycetes; Pleosporales; Pleosporaceae. The transcript has a single exon. The record is from RefSeq and is a predicted model, not a curated record.